Molecule: messenger RNA, 531 nt
Organism: Eruca vesicaria subsp. sativa (arugula)
Lineage: Eukaryota; Viridiplantae; Streptophyta; Magnoliopsida; Brassicales; Brassicaceae
Source: the annotation of a GenBank genome assembly
AUGGGAUGCCAAGGAGUUUUCCAUACUGCUUCUCCUGAGGAGAUUUUGAAACCAGCUAUAGAGGGCACACUGAAUGUACUGAGAUCAUGCGGGAAGAAUCAGUCUCUGAAGCGUGUGGUUCUCACCUCGUCCUCUUCUACAGUCAGGAUCAGAGAUGAUUUUGAUCCCAAUAUCCCUCUUGACGACUCAGUCUGGUAUGCAUUAUCAAAGACACUAGCCGAGCAAGCUGCAUGGAAAUUCUGUGAAGAAAAUGGUAUUGACCUCGUCACUGUUCUACCAUCUUUCCUCGUUGGACCCAGCCUGCCUCCUGAUCUGUGUUCUACAGCAUCUGAUGUCCUCGGAUUGCUGAAAGGAGAAACAGACAAGUUUCAAUGGCAUGGACAGAUGGGGUUUGAGAAGCUAAACAGGCUGCAUUACGACUUUGACACAUCCAAGAUAAAGAGUCUCGGGCUCAAGUUCAGGUCUCUUGAAGAGAUGUUCGAUGACUGCAUUGCCUCUUUUGUUGAGCAAGGCUAUUUAACUUCAAGAUAA